CAUCUUCCUCUAGUUUAUAUGUGGGACGCCUACCACAGCAUGGCGUGCCAAGCGGUGCCAUGUCCGCACCCGGAAUUCGGGCGGGCGAACCCCGGAACGCUGAGAAGCGGAGCGUGCGAACUUAACCACUGCGCCACCGGGCCGGCCCAUCCAGGCCCCUUCCUUGGUGGGCACGCUGGUCUUCUCGGGCCCUGCUGGGGCGCAGAGGUUUGGGCGGCGGGGGAGGGGGCCCGUCCAGCACGCUGGACAGCGCCCGUCGGCUCCGCCCCACGGUUCCUCCUCCCGGCCUGGCUCGGUGGGUCCAGGCCGGCGUCCGCCUGAGGUUUGGUCGGGCCAUCCACAGCGCGGUCCGCCAGGCUGGCCGUUGCCCCGCCAGCCGGUUGGGGGAGGGCAGCUCCGAGCAGAUGGGCGGGGGACGCCCAGCCAGUUUGCUGCAGCAACGGCCACGCGGCGCGGAGGCGGGCCCCGGCGGGCCACUGGGGCCGCGGCGGGCAGCGGUGGCCGGCACCCAGGACCGCCUCGCUCCGCCCGUCAUGUGAGCUCCGACUGUCCCGUGGGAGGGAACCCGGAGCUGGAGCCACUUGAAAUGAAAAUUAGCUCUGAAGGCUCCUGAGUUGCCUCUUCUCUGGGCCUCAGUUUCCCCCCUUCAAAAUGGAGGACGGGGAAACCAGAUAACCUCUAAUUCGGGGGGGAGCCAGACGAAUCUAUGAAGUCCUCAGAGCCCUGGGCAGGCGUCCAGCCACGGGAGCCCCAGUCCUGCCCUGGCCAGUUCCCAGCCUCUAGAGCCCAAGCAAGUUGAGACCUCUCUCCGGGACUCGGUUUCCCCUUCCAGUUCAGCCCUUCAGCCGCGGAGCAACUAGUGGAGCGAGUCCCUCCCCGUAGGAGAAACUCGCUUGGGAGCUCCCUGAGGCCGGGCCUUGGGGUCCCGCCGCCGCUGGGUCCCCUGCCCGAGCCUAGGGCGGGGCUCGGAGGAGGCGCUGAGCCAGGAUGAAUGAAGCAGGGUGGCGCUGGACAAGGAGGGACUCCAGCCUGAGCGAGGCGAGGCCUGGCCCCACCCGCGCCCCUCCUGCCCGCGGAGUCCGGGCAGCGAUGGCUUCGAUGGCGCCCACACACACCCCUGCAAGUGCUGGGGGGCGCCGCAGGCCCGCGACCCCGCAGCACAGGGGAUGCGAAGGUCUGGAGCGGGAUCCCGGGGGCUCUACCGUCCCCACUCCUACCCCCACCAUGCGGAGGAACAAAGGCGGGGGUGGGGCCCCGAAGGCGGCCUGACUCCGCGGGGCGGGACCCGCUGGGCGGGCGACGCCGCCUCCUUAAAGGCGGGCUGCGGGGGUGGCGCGCACUCCUCUGGCUCCUGCUCGGGCAGAGCACUGAACCCGCUUCCCGGCUUCGGUCUCUGCUCCGCCUCCGGGCGGGCGCAGGUCUCCCACUCGCGGAGGCCCCCAGAGGCGCCGCUUUCCCGCCGAGCAUGGGGCUGCCUCGGAGGACCGGGGACCGAGCGGAGCUGCGCAAGAGCCUGAAGCCGCUGCUGGAGAAGCGCCGCCGCGCGCGCAUCAAUGAGAGCCUGAGGCAGCUCAAGGGGCUCAUCCUGCCGCUGCUGGGCAGGGAGAGCUCCUGCUACUCGAAACUGGAGAAGGCGGAUAUCCUGGAAAUGACCGUGCGCUUCCUACAGGAGCUGCCUGCGUCCUCCUGUCCCGCGGCAGCGCCCGCGCCCUCCGACAGCUACUGUGAGGGUUACCGGGCCUGCCUGGCGCGCCUGGCCCGCGUGCUGCCCGCCUGUCGCGUCCUGGAGCCCGCCGUGAGCGCUCGCCUGCUGGAGCACCUGCGGCGGAGGGCAGCCGGUGCCAGCCCCAAUGGCAGGCGCGCUGGGGACACCUGCUGCCCGCCCUCGCUCUCCCCGCCACCCCCGCCCGCACCCUUACCGCCUGUGCCUCCACGUGGCCCCGGCCUCUGGCGGCCCUGGUAGCCCCCUGGCGGGUCCACGGACCCUGCUGAUAUUGAGGGACCUGCAGCACUGGGCAGACUGAGAAAGCUCUUGGUGGCAGCUGCUGUUCCCAUCACGAGGGACCGGACCAGCCCAGCACACACAACCAGCCGGAACCGGAUGUUUGCGGUCUGUGUGGCUGACUGAAGGCCAUGGGGACUCAGCUGGAGGAAAUAAGGGGAGAACCCCAGUUUCACUCUCAACUUGGGGGUGUCUGGGCCGGGGGAGAAGGGGCUGUUGGCUGCCAAGGGAGAAAGAAGCCCCUCAUCCCAGCUGGGGCUCUAGAACUGGGCCAGCCACAGCCACCUGGGCAGCUGACACACCUGCCCCAGUGCUGGCACCAGCCCAAGGGCUGGGCCGGGAGCUCACCUGAGCCAGUUUCAGCCAUCUGCUCUGACUGAUCGCUCCCCUUCCAGCCCUGCUUGGGCCUGCCUCCUCACCAGCUCAGCUUGGGAACCUCUGGGCACACAGCAGCAAUGGCCUGAGGGCUGUGUACGCCGGGGAGCCAUCACCUCCACUCCUGGGCUCUCCUGCCCAAAGCUGCCAAUUAUAGGGACAGGAUGCAGCGAGGAUUCUGUGUUGCUGGGCGUGGGGGCUUCGUUACGUGUCUUGAGAAGGAUUUCUUUCCCCAAGCAUUAACACCUAUGUACGGCACACCAGGUCUGGUGAUCUUCGGGUAGGAGGAAGGGGUGAGACGAGAGUGAGGGUGCCCUGUGGCCCAUCGCUUUGAAGGGCCUGAGCCCAGCACAGAGCCGGCGCCAACAUGAAGUGAGCAGGACCCAUGUCACUGAGCAGCAGAAAGUGAAGGGAUGCCAGCAGGUUAAGGAGCAGGAAACAUCUUUCUCUUGCAAACUGCUCCCUGCUACUCAUCAGGAUGGGUUACUGGAAGCAACUUGCUCUUAAGACUUUUCUUCCUCCUCCAUGGAAGCCAGGAGAGGCUGUGAAGACUCAGAGAGGGCUCGUGGAUCCCAGUAGUGGGUGCCCAAGAGAAGGUGGGAGCACCUGCAGCCCUCUGUCCACUGUGCUCCCACCAUUUCGUGGAGAUUGCUGAGCAUUCGCAGGAGGCUGGGAGUCCUCCCCUCAGUCUCCAGUCCAGCAGCCUGUUGGAGGGACCGGGGCUCUAUGCGCACAAAGACAGAACUGACAGGGGUGGAGGUGUCACUAGAUCGGACAUAAACCGUGAUGACCUAGGCACUGAUUUGGGUGGCAGGAUGUGGGGAAGCUGUGGGCAUUAUUGAAGAAGUCAAUAUUAAGACAACAGGGUGAGCCCCCAGCAGAGUGUGCUGUCCUUCCACCUCUCUGGGCCCAGCUGCUGGACUAUAAGCUCUUGGAAGGCAGGGCUGGGGCCAAGUGCCCCUGUGUGUUCCCGAGGACCUCGGCACAGGUGGGUGCUCAAUAAACAUCAUGAGCCAAUGAA
Messenger RNA from Equus caballus (horse), 3398 nucleotides. RefSeq names its product hes family bHLH transcription factor 2 (gene HES2). Gene Ontology annotation, molecular function: DNA-binding transcription factor activity, RNA polymerase II-specific; RNA polymerase II cis-regulatory region sequence-specific DNA binding; protein dimerization activity. Lineage: Eukaryota; Metazoa; Chordata; Mammalia; Perissodactyla; Equidae. The record is from RefSeq and is a predicted model, not a curated record. Gene Ontology annotation, biological process: regulation of transcription by RNA polymerase II; anterior/posterior pattern specification; regulation of neurogenesis. Gene Ontology annotation, cellular component: nucleus.